GCCUAAAGUCAGUCUCCCAAAGGCUGGAGUCGAUGUUGAAGGACCAGAUUUCAAAGGGAAACUUGGAAUGCCCACUGCUGAUAUUUCACUUCCAAAGGGAAAAGCAGAUGUGGAUAUUGACAUUGAAGGAAAAACUGGUAAAGGUGGCAAGUUUCACAUGCCUUCACUUGAUAUUUCUCUUCCUAAAAUCAAAGCAAAGGGACUUGAUGUGGAUAUCCAAGGACCUGAAGUCAAAGGUGAUAUGUCACUCCCAGAAAUCAAGUCUCCAGAGGUAGAUAUCAGCCUCCAAGGUCCAGAUAUUAAAGGGGGGAAAUUUAAAUUGCCCACUGUCGACAUGCCAUCAUUGGAUCUCUCACUUCCCAAAAUGAAGUCUCCAGAUGUAGAUGUCACUCUUGAGGGUCCUGAUGUCAAGGGAGGGAAGAUCAAAAUUCCAGCUGUUGAUGUUUCACUUCCUAAAGGAAAGGUUGAGGGUGACAUAAAUAUCGAAGGCCCUGAGAUGAAAGAGGGCAAAUUCAAAAUGCCAAAAUUUGAUGUUUCUUUGCCUAAAGUCAGUCUCCCAAAGGCUGGAGUCGAUGUUGAAGGACCAGAUUUCAAAGGGAAACUUGAAAUGCCCACUGCUGAUAUUUCACUUCCAAAGGGAAAAGCAGAUGUGGAUAUUGACAUUGAGGGAAAAACUGGUAAAGGUGGCAAGUUUCACAUGCCUUCACUUGAUAUUCUCUUCCUAAAAUCAAAGCAAAGGGACUUGAUGUGGAUAUCCAAGGACCUGAAGUCAAAGGUGAUAUGUCACUCCCAGAAAUCAAGUCUCCAGAGGUAGAUAUCAGCCUCCAAGGUCCAGAUAUUAAAGGGGGGAAAUUUAAAUUGCCCACUGUCAACAUGCCAUCAUUGGAUCUCUCACUACCCAAAAUGAAGUCUCCAGAUGUAGAUGUCACUCUUGAGGGUCCUGAUGUCAAGGGAGGGAAGAUCAAAAUUCCAACUGCUGAUGUUUCACUUCCUAAAGGAAAGGUUGAGGGUGACAUAAAUAUCGAAGGCCCUGAGAUGAAAGGGGGCAAAUUCAAAAUGCCAAAAUUUGAUGUUUCUUUGCCUAAAGUCAGUCUCCCAAAGGCUGGAGUCGAUGUUGAAGGACCAGAUUUCAAAGGGAAACUUGGAAUGCCCACUGCUGAUAUUUCACUUCCAAAGGGAAAAGCAGAUGUGGAUAUUGACAUUGAAGGAAAAACUGGUAAAGGUGGCAAGUUUCACAUGCCUUCACUUGAUAUUUCUCUUCCUAAAAUCAAAGCAAAGGGACUUGAUGUGGAUAUCCAAGGACCUGAAGUCAAAGGUGAUAUGUCACUCCCAGAAAUCAAGUCUCCAGAGAUAGAUGUCAGCCUCCAAGGUCCAGAUAUUAAAGGGGGGAAAUUUAAAUUGCCCACUGUCGACAUGCCAUCAUUGGAUCUCUCGCUUCCCAAAAUGAAGUCUCCAGAUGUAGAUGUCACCCUUGAGGGUCCUGAUGUCAAGGGAGGGACGAUCGAAAUUCCAACUGCUGAUGUUUCACUUCCUAAAGGAAAAGUGGAGGGUGACAUAAAUAUCGAAGGCCCUGAGAUCAAAGGGGGUAAUUUCAAAAUUCCAAAAUUUGAUGUUUCUUUACCUAAAGUCAGUCUCCCAGCAGGUGGUGUAAAAAUAAAGGGCCCUGAUACUAAAGGUGGGACAAUUGAGAUAUCCGACAUUGAUAUUUCACUCCCUAAAGCCAACGCACACGGAGAAAUUGACGGGCAUUCUGGAAAGGGUGGAAGGUUUCAUAUGCCAUCUGUCUCUCUUCCUAAAAUCAAAGCAAAGGGACCUCAAUUCAACAUAGAAGGUGCAUAUCCAGCGUUUGAGAUUUUAGUACCUGAAGGAAAAGCUGAAGGUGACCUCAACAUCGAAGGUCCUGGCAAUAAAGGAAGCAAAUUCACAAUGCCCAAAGUUGAUAUUUCACUUCCAAAGAUGAACUUCCCAGAAGGUGAUAUCAAAGUGCAAGGACCCAACGUGAAGGGAGAAAAGGUCACAGUUCCAGAGGGUAAAGUGGAGGGAGAUAUCAAUAUUGAAGGACUCUCUGAAAAAGAAAGGUUUGAUAUCCCAAAGGUUGAAGUUGAUAAAAAAGGAGGUGGAUUCCACAUGCCAACUCUUGACAUAAAUCUUCCCAAAUUUGACCUUGACCUCAGCCUGCCCUCUGGUAUAAAAGCUAAAGGCUUCAAAGUUGAUACUCUAAGUCCUGAUGCAUCUGGAGAUUUGGAGAUGUCUGGUCUUACAGGAGGCCUUAAUCCUGCCAAAUUGGAAUUUAAGAAUGAAGAUAUAGAGACAGGCGGUCUAGAAGGUCCAGGUGCAUCCCUAAAACUUCCCACAGUAAAACUACCAACAGUUGACAUCUCAGCUCCAAAGAUGGAUCUCAAUUUUGGCCUUACAAAACCCAAAGGUGAUGAUGUGGAAGUAGAACUUCUGAAAGCAGAAGGAGGAAGGCCUUCUUCAGGGGGCAGCUUUGAUCUACCUAAUGUCUUCCUCAAAGCACCUAGUUUCACUCUUCCUAGGUUUGGGGGAAAGACAAAGAGCUGUAACUUAGAAAUACCAGGACCUAAGGCACAUACCUCACUCAGUUCACCACAUGUAGAAGGAGAGAUCAGAGCACCGUCGGUGGAGUUUGAUGGAGGUGGAAAAGUCAAGGUGAAAAAACCUAAAAUCAAACUGCCCUCAUUUGGCAUGUCCAAGAAGGCUGCAGAUGUAUCAGUCUCUUGUCCUGAUGUUGAUGUUAAAGUGAAAAAGGGAAAAAUUGACAUUCAUCAACCAGAUAUCAAUGUUGACAACUCAGAUGACAUGUCAAAAUACAAAAUGAGAUUUCCCAAGUUAAAAAUAUCAUCACCCAAACGUGAACUCCCAGAGGAAAAAGUUGAAGCAAAACUGGAUGCAGAUGUAGAGGCAAAAGGUGGCUUCCAUGCACCUGGCAUCUCUUUAAAACUGCCAAAGUUUUCUAUGCCAGGCUUUGUCUCUAAAGAAAAAGACCUAGGUAAGCCAAGUGGUGACCUUGAAGCUAAAACCAAGGUCAAGAUGCCUUCUGUUGAGUUGUCGCUACCAGCAGCUAAAACACCAGAGACUGAGGUUCUUCUCCCAAAAGCAGAAGUUGAUGUUACAGAGGCUGAUAUAAGAGGCUAUGAGGGAAACCUUAAAAUUCCCAAAAUGCCAACGAUUGAUGUUUCCCUCCCCAAAUUAGACCUUGAUGUGUCCUUACCCAGAGGAAAGUCUCCAAAGAUUGAAGGACCAGACCUGGAGCUAAAAGGGGCUGAUGGAAAAUUCAAAAUGCCUCAUUUUAAUAAGCCUGCACUUGAUGUUUCACUUCCAAAAGCAAAGACUGAUUCACCAGAUUUAGAAAUGAAGGAGACUACAGAGGGAAAGUUAAAAAUGCCUCACAUAAAAAUGCCCAACAUUGACAUAUCGCUUCCUAAAGGAAAACUCAAAGGUACUGAGGCAGAAAUAGAAGUGGAUGGACAAGGAGAAGCAAAAGUCAAAACACCUUAUCUGAAAAUGCCCGAUGCUGAUGUCUCUCUGCCUAAAGGUCAGAUUGAAGGUCCAGAAAUAGAGAUUCAAGGAGAAGGUGGAAAAUUCAAGAUGCCACAUCUAAGCAUGCCUUCUGUUGAUAUUUCAUUGCCCAAAGGGAAGAUUGGAGGUCCAGAUGUUGAAGUAGAAGGACAUACCAAAGGAAAAUUUAAGAUGCCUCACUGGAAAAAGCCAGAUGUUGAUGUCUCUCUAACCAAAGGACAGAUUGAAGGUCCAGAAGUGGAGUUAAAGGGGAAAGGUGGAAAAUUUAAGAUACCACAUCUAAGCAUGCCCUCUGUUGAUAUUUCACUGCCCAGUGGAAAGACUGGAGAUGCAGAGACUGAAACAGAAGGAAAUAAAAGAGAGAAAUUUAAAACACCACAAAUAAAAAUGCCUUCAGUUGAUAUUUCAGCACCCAAGGGAAAGAUUGAAGGUGCAGAUGUUGAAAUGAAUGUUGAUGUUUCUCUACCUAAAGGAAAAGUUGAAGGUCCAGGAGUUCGAGAUGUGGAGAUCAGAGGAGAAGCUGGAAAAUUCAAGAUGCCCCACAUCAAUAUGCCUUCAGUUGAUAUUUCACUACCUAAAGGAAAAACAGAAGGUGCAGAGAUAGAGCUGGAAGGAGGUGCAGGGGGGGGGAUCAGAAUGCCUCAUGUCAAAAUGCCAGGUUUUAACGUCUCUGUACCCAAAGGAAAAUCUGGCAAAAUUGAAGGAGAGAUGGAAAUUGAGGGAGAUGGCAGCAAAAUGCCACAUAUGACAGUGCCUUCAGUCAAUAUUUCACUUCCAACGAGAAAUACUGAAGGUGCCAAUGUUGCAAUUAAGGGUGAGGGAGGAAUAUUCAGGAUGCCAAAAGUUGACAUUUCUCUUCCUAAAGGAAAACCUUCAGUGCAAGGUCCUGAGGCAGAUAUCGAGGGAGAUAGAGGAGAGUUCAAGAUGCCAAAUGUGGGCAUAUCACUUCCCAAGGGGAAAGUAAACAUUGAUACACCAGCAGAGAAAAUGGAGACAGAGGAAGGAAUCAUCAAACUGCCAGAUAUCAAGAUGCCAAAAGUUGAUAUUUCACUCCCGAAAGGCAAAAGUGAAGGUAGUGAUGUACCUGUUGUAGAGAUGAAAGUAACCAGUUCUGAUAUUAAAGUUCCAGAGGGAAAAAUACUACUGCCAAUGGCUAAAACCACUGAAGCAGAGAUUAACUUACCAAGUGGUAAGGCUGAUCUGGACACUGGGGCUAUUGGAGGAGCUGAUUUGCAUUUUGAGGGUGAGCACAAAGGCCUAAAAUUCAAAGUGCCAACAAUAGAUAUCAAAGGUCCAAAAGGAGGCUUAGAACUUGAUGUUGGACUUCACAAAGGGGAGGGCAAAAAGGACAGGAAAAAAGUUGAUCUACCUGACUUAGAUGUCACUACAGAAACCAGCGGCAAAGUAAAAGGGCCUAAAGUCAAAGGAACAAAAUUCAAGAUUGGAAUGCCAAAAAAGAAAAACGGUGGAGAAAGAUUUGAGUAUUUUGAAGUUGAAACCCAGAAUGGUCAUAAAGAUGACAAAGAUCGUGUUAACCAUCCAGUACCAGAAGUUACAUUACCAAGUGUAAGUCUAAAAGCAGAAGUGAAAGGAGAGGGUGGCUCCUCAUCUCCGCAUGCAGGAAUCAGAGUCCCCAAAAUACCAGACAUAGAGUUUGAUAUUGGCUCAUCUCAAGGUGGAGAUGACAGCAAAACAGAAAAAGGCAAGAAAAUCAAAAUCCCUAAGUUUGGCGUCCCAUUACCCUCCCUAUCCUCACCAGAGGAAAGUGUGAAUGUCCAUGGGCCAGAAAUUCAGUAUGAGGGCCCUAAAAUGCCUAAAGUAAAGAAAGCGGUUUUUGUCUUGGUAGACACUCCUCCAACAAAUGAGCCUGCUACAAGCACAAGUCCCUUAAAAGGGGAAGCAAUGGCUGAGGCUGAGACAGAGAAUGUCAAAGUGAAGAUGCCCAAAAUCAAAAAGAAGCCAAGCUUUGGAAAGUCCAAAGAAAAGUCAGCUGCUGCAAGUUUAGAAAAAGAAGGGGCAGAAGAAGAAAAGUCAAAGGGGGGAAGAAUAAAGAUGCCUAAAGUGUCAUUUUCGUCUGGCAAAUCUGCAUCAUUUGGUGGUGACACUGUCAAAAGAGAAGGUUCAAGUUCAAGUCUCAAUGGUGAAAGCCCUCACAAGGGCUCCAAGGAAGAGAAGGUGGCAUUCAGUGGUAAAAUCAAACUCCCAAAGGUGGAGUUCACCAGUCUAUAUGGGAAGGCGGGUGCAAGAGGAGCAGACAUGGAAACAAGUGGGGAACUGGGAAAGCAUUCAUCACCAGAAGAAGUACAAUCAAGCACAAUGUUACCAGGGGGUUUCACUGAGGAGCCUUUGAAGGAUUUGGUGUCUUCUCGUGCCAGAACAGAAAUGCUGGACAGGGACAGCUCAGAGUCCCCUUCUGGUUUUGCCACAGAGUUCACCUCAACAAAGUUUCAAGCUUGGAGCAAGGUGGAGAGCAAAAGCAGGGAGUCAGAAGAGAGAGAGUCUUCCUCAUGGUUUAAGGUCCCAAAGGUCACCUUGAAGCCACAUGCCACAGGCUUCCUCCAGAUAACUCCAGAGGCUUCUCCUCAGGCCCAGCGGAAAGGUGAGGUAGGGGGUGAGGCAGAUGUCUCCGGGUCUUUCUGCCUCCACACCUCAGGGCUCGACUUUACCACCUCGCAAAUGACCGAAGAGCACCAAAUCUCUUCCUCCGAGGAGGGAACUGUCACCAUGGUGACAAAAACUACCAGAAUCACCCAGCACCUGGCUGAAACACGAACAGACGAGUCUUCAACGACCACAGCAACAACAAAAACAACAACAGCAGCUCACCAGGUGUCAAAGUACUGAAGAUGCUGGAAUGGUAUCUUUAAUGUAUUUUACUUUUCUUAUUAUUGUUGUUUUGUUUUUCUGUGAGGUUGCAGUGUUAAUAUAAAGUAAACCUCUAAUAAAAGCACAGUUUAUCCUCAAAUUAAUUAUACAUUUGUUUUUCUUCUGACCUGUAGUGCUGUUUAUCUACUGAACUUUUUUGAACUGAUUAUUUGUGGGCUCCAUGCAUCAUUUCUCCAGCUAAUAUCACCAAAACUGGGCAACUCUAACCAAAUCAAUUUAGAUGGAUAAAUAGUACCAGAGGAACACCAUGUAUAUUAAUUUGGGGUUCAUCUGUGCCUUAACAUUAAAAAAAAUUAUAUUUUAAUAGAUGAUGUAUGAAUGUGAUGAACUACAAUAACAUUACAUCAAGUAGUAUUAUUGUCAUUAUUACAGCUAAAGGUUACUAUAUACUUCCUUUCCUCAUCUUACAUGUGAUGACUUUUUUUGUUACGGUUUGUUAGUUUAGUCCAAGUUAUUUAUCAGAUUUUGUUUGGUUUUUAAAGGUUUCACUCUGAAUGUAAACAUGUCUGACUGCUUCAUUAUUUAUUUUUGUUUUUGUGUUUGAAAUGCGCUGGAAAGAGUCUUUUACUCACAUCGACUUCAUGGUUCAGGAUUCAGUUUCAUGAUCAUUUAAAAAUAUUUCAUUAUGAACCAUCACAAUGUAGGCCAGAGGAAUAUUUAUGUAAAUAAAACAAUAUAAUUGCUUUUUUUGAAGCUGUUUCAUUUUCAGUUCAUAAUGUAUUUUCAUAUUUACCAAAGCAUAAAUGAUAUUUUUUGACCUGAAACACUGUUUUGUUUGUCUUGAAGGAAAAGUGUGAACUUCUGAGAUUAUGGGCUUUUUUUUGCCAUAGUUUUAUAUAUUAGCACAUUUAGCCUGUGCUUUACUGUCCAGAGGUGGUCAGUGAGUAAGCAGGACACUCUGGACUCUUUUUCUGCUGUGGGGAUCAAACCUGUGACCUUCUGGUUAUAGGUUUCUCUCAAAUAUUUAGCCCAACCUGCUGCUAAUACAUUUUUUAUUAAUGUUUUUACUGUACAAUGGCAAAAAAGGGCACCACUGUAUUUGUUGUGAUUGAGCCAGUAGCUUUAAAAUACACUGAUAUUUCUGAAGCUCGGCUGUUAAGUAUUGUUGAGUUUCAAAACAUCAGCAGUGAACUGGGCGGAAAUUUGGGGAUUUAAACCAGAAAUUCAGAAAUUUUAGAGAAGUGUAAAGUUUAUUCUGUUGAUCCAAGUUGCUAAAAGGCUGCUAGAGUGAGACUAGUGGGAGUGGCGUGUCUUGAUCUUGUUGCAAAGCAAUCGUGUUAGAAAAAAAGGCCAGAAAACAUUUAGAGUUAGCUAAAUAUUUCUAAAAACACCAAAAAAUAACUGUCAGAGUGAUUGAAACUUUAAGUGCCUUUACCAGUACAUUUUAAACAAUGUAUCUAUGAUUAAUGUAUAAACCGUUUUAAAAUGGAGUAAUCUUCUUGAAUAUCAGUUUUUAUGUCUCCACAUUUUGAUAUUUAAGCUUAAUUUAUAAACAAAGAACUUACCAUUAAGAAAACAUGUUUGAAAUUUUUUGGUAUUCAGUUAAAACUUCCUCCCUUAGAGGAUCCACCAAUCAGGCUUUUUGAAGGGUUUUCUAUUUUCAAGUAGAUGUAAAACAUUUAAGAAUGAACAUCUUUAUGUUUCCUUUAUUGGUUGACUGAUGGAAUGAAGCUGUGUGGUAAAAUGCAUGAAUCCAUAAAAGAGUUGUCUCAUUAACAACUUUUAGCACAGUGCCUUUUUUUGCAGCUGAGAACUAGAGCUUUAAAAAAAAAAGCUGAGACGAGUGGUGACAUGUGAAGGUAACGCGCACUGAGGUAGGAUGUACGUGUAUAGAGAUUUUUAACUUUCUGGUUUAACGAGGUCUUCGAAUUUCUUUUUGAUUCUAAGGUUUCAGUGGCAAGUGUUUUGUCAGAGCUGCAUUGAAAGAAUGUUUGUAAAGAUGUUACUUAAAUAAAGUAAUAUUCACACAAAA
Molecule: messenger RNA, 8398 nt
Organism: Oreochromis niloticus (Nile tilapia)
Lineage: Eukaryota; Metazoa; Chordata; Actinopteri; Cichliformes; Cichlidae
Product: neuroblast differentiation-associated protein AHNAK
Exons: 2
Coding region: 781-6384 (1867 amino acids)
Biological process (GO): regulation of RNA splicing
Cellular component (GO): cytoplasm; nucleus
Source: RefSeq, a predicted model, not a curated record